This is a messenger RNA of Diospyros lotus (date-plum), 920 nucleotides long. Its product is annotated as inorganic pyrophosphatase 2. The coding region runs from base 12 to 740 and encodes 242 amino acids. The transcript has 4 exons. The record is from RefSeq and is a predicted model, not a curated record. Gene Ontology annotation, molecular function: phosphatase activity. NCBI's taxonomy places the organism in Eukaryota, Viridiplantae, Streptophyta, Magnoliopsida, Ericales, Ebenaceae.
AUUGUCGGAAAAUGGCCGUGGUUGUGUUCGACUUUGACCACACGAUCAUUGAUGACAAUAGCGACACUUGGGUGGUGGAGGAAUUGGGUCUGACGGAUUUGUUCAAUCAACUGCGCCGAACAAUGCCUUGGACCUCUCUCAUGGACAGGAUGAUGGAGGAGCUUCACUCACAAGGGAAAACGAUUGAUCAAAUUGCGGAGUGUUUGAGAAGGGUUCCUAUCCAUCCCCAGACAAUUGCAGCCAUUACAAAAUCCCAUGCUCUUGGAUGUGAUUUGAUAAUAAUCAGCGAUGCGAAUCAGUUUUUCAUUGAAACAAUCUUGAAACAUUAUGGCUUACAUGGGUGUUUUUCUGAGAUCAUCACAAACUCAAGCUCUGUUGAUGAUCAAGGCAGACUGAGGAUCUUGGCUUAUCAUGAUAUGGUCUCAUCUCCUCACGGUUGCAGUUUAUGCCCUCCCAACUUGUGCAAGGGUCUGGUGAUCAAGCAGAUCCAAGCUUCUAUUUCCGAGAGUGGGAAGAAAAAGAUGAUCUAUCUUGGAGAUGGGGGAGGUGAUUACUGCCCGAGCUUGAAGCUCGGGGUGGGAGAUCACAUCAUGCCAAGAAAAGAUUUUCCUCUGUGGCGGAGGAUUUGCUCGAACCAAAUGCUUGUCAAGGCAGAAGUCCAUGAAUGGAGCAACGGAGAAGAGCUUGAGAGGACCCUACUCCAGCUCAUCAAGACAAAAUCCUUGGAAGGCAACUCCUGAACUUACUUCAUUAAACUCCCAUUCACAGCAAUUUGAGACAUUCUGAUUCAGCUGUGAAUUGCAAUCUGAUAUUGAUUGUUAUUGUGUACCUCUUAUACGAUGGUUUGACUUGAAAAUACAGUGAGAAUAUGUCGUGUUUUUAUGUUCUUGAAUUGAAUGAGCCGGAUGAGUUUGGCCGUU